Messenger RNA from Aspergillus ochraceoroseus IBT 24754, 189 nucleotides. RefSeq lists its product as uncharacterized. Gene Ontology annotation, biological process: mitochondrial respiratory chain complex IV assembly. The record is from RefSeq and is a predicted model, not a curated record. The annotation marks the transcript as partial. The transcript has 4 exons. Gene Ontology annotation, cellular component: mitochondrial intermembrane space. Lineage: Eukaryota; Fungi; Ascomycota; Eurotiomycetes; Eurotiales; Aspergillaceae.
GACGACGAUGAACCCGAUGACUGGGACAAGCGGAUCUUCAGCACCGGCUGUGCAGUGGAGCAGGAGAAAAUGAAUGACUGUUAUUAUGUUAAGAAAGACUGGAGAAGCUGCAAGAACGAGAUGGAGGCCUUCCGCGAGUGCUGGAAACGACAAGGCAACGACGAGCGCACCCAGACCAAAGACGCCUAA